Molecule: messenger RNA, 1344 nt
Organism: Crotalus tigris (Tiger rattlesnake)
Lineage: Eukaryota; Metazoa; Chordata; Lepidosauria; Squamata; Viperidae
Product: olfactory receptor 6F1-like
Exons: 2
Coding region: 134-1072 (312 amino acids)
Biological process (GO): G protein-coupled receptor signaling pathway
Cellular component (GO): membrane
Molecular function (GO): olfactory receptor activity; G protein-coupled receptor activity
Source: RefSeq, a predicted model, not a curated record
UGGAAGACUUUCUUUUUGUGUUAUCCUGAAUGCUGCAACUGGAGUUUUAAAACAUUAACCAUAGAGCAAGAAACAUGGAGACACACAGUCACUAAAUUCUGAGUUCUUCAACAUCUGACGUGUGAAUUGUUAGAUGAAGCUUAUGAAAUCUUCAGAGCAGCAGAAUGCAACAGUCAUUGGAGAGUUCAUCCUUCUUGGAUUUGGGAACACAAAGAACCUGGAUACUCCCCUCUUUUUGCUAUUUCUGAUCAUUUAUAUUGCAACUGUAUCUGGAAACAUUCUCAUCAUCACACUGGUUAUGGCAGAGAAGCAUCUCCACACUCCCAUGUACUUCUUUCUUUCAAAUCUAUCCUUCUUGGAGAUCUGCUACACUACAACUAUAUUACCUAAAGUGAUUGCCAAUUUUCUUACGGGAAACAAGACAAUUUCUCUUUGGAGUUGUAUUCUACAAAUGCACAUUUUUUGCACUCUGGCAGCUACAGAAUGUUACCUCUUGGCAGCAAUGUCAUAUGACCGUUAUCUAGCCAUUUGUAGACCCUUGCAUUAUGUCACACUUAUGAAUUGCAAAACAUGUGUUUUGCUAGUUUUAAUGUCAUGGAUAACAGGAUUUGUGCUUAUCAGUGUUUUGACAUCAUUGCUGACACAACUCAUGUUCUGUAAUCAAUACAAAAUUGAUCAUUUCUUUUGUGAUUUCACACCUUUAAUACGACUUUCUUGCAGUGACACUUGGGUGAUUGAAAGUGUUGCUUUGGUAACAUCAUGUUUAGGAAUUCUACCUACAUUUUUUAUAACUGUCACAUCUUAUGCUUUUAUCAUCCAAGCAAUUAUGAAAAUCCAGUCUGUGAAUGGGAGACAAAAGGCAUUUUCCACUUGUUCUUCCCAUCUCACUGUAGUCUCCAUUUUCUAUGGCUCUUUAAUGCUUGUCUACAUUGUGCCAACAACUGACACAUUCAAAAAUCUGAAUAAGAGCUUCUCUUUCCUGUAUUCUAUUCUUACGCCCAUGCUCAAUCCCUUUAUUUACAGUUUGAGAAACAGAGAGGUAAAGGUAAUCAUUAGAAAUACUCUGCGCUAAUUUCAGAGAUUUUUAUAAAUACUUAAUGGUGUGUGUGGAUAUUUGCAUAUUUGUCUUUGAGUCAAUCUUGAUUCCUGGUAGCUACAGAACUAUGACUUCUGAUUAUCUCAAAUUUUAACUACAGCAGCAAAAUAACUCACAUUGAAUAUUAAUACAUAUCGUAUAAAUAUCCUUCCACUUAUAGUUAAAGUAUAAUUUAAAUUCUAUGAUUAAAUGAAUUUAGUGGAUUCAAUGGGUUUUUAUUACUUCUCUUCUUUUCUUACAGUUUUCUC